Messenger RNA from Aspergillus saccharolyticus JOP 1030-1, 1293 nucleotides. Its product is annotated as anthranilate phosphoribosyltransferase. Bases 1 to 1293 code for a protein of 430 amino acids. Gene Ontology annotation, biological process: L-tryptophan biosynthetic process. Lineage: Eukaryota; Fungi; Ascomycota; Eurotiomycetes; Eurotiales; Aspergillaceae. Gene Ontology annotation, molecular function: anthranilate phosphoribosyltransferase activity. The record is from RefSeq and is a predicted model, not a curated record. Gene Ontology annotation, cellular component: cytosol. The transcript has 2 exons.
AUGGCUGCUCCGCAUCAAGAAACUAGGACGGGACAGGUGUCCAUCGCGCCCCUCCUGAAGAGACUCGCCUACCCCGCUACAGAGGUUCAGGUCGCCGCGACCGAGAUUGCCGCGGCUUUUGCUUUGAUUUUCGAGGAUGGCUUGUCGCAAAUUCAAACUGCUGCGCUUCUGACGCUUUUGCACUCUACGGGACUCGACAAAGAUGCGGAGGUUAUUGCCAAGUGCUCCCACCGCAUGAGAGAAGCCGCUGUCCAGGUGGACAAGGCCGCUCUCAAGGCGGCUAUGAAGUCCCGCGGUAAGAAGGAAGGUGACUACAAGGGUGGUCUGUGCGACAUUGUCGGAACUGGUGGUGACUCUCACUCUACCUUCAACAUCUCCACCACCUCCUCCAUUAUUGCCUCUCCCCUUCUCCUCACAGCAAAGCAUGGCAACCGGGCACAAACGUCUUUCUCGGGUUCCGCCGAUGUCUUGCAAGCCGUGGCACCCAUCCCUCCGAGAAUCGAGGCCAUCAACGCCCAGAAUCUGAGUCAGGUGUACUCCGCAACCAAUUACUCAUUCCUAUUCGCGCCCAACUUCCACCACGGCAUGAGGUACGCGGACACUGUGCGACGUGGCCUGGGCCUUCGGACAAUUUUCAAUCUGAUGGGACCCCUGGCCAACCCGGUUGAUUGGGCCAUUGAGGCCCGCGUCGUCGGCGUGGCUUACCAGAGCUUGGGUCCGGUCUUUGUGGAGGCGCUCCGCCAGAACGGAUGCAAGAAGGCGUUGGUGGUUUGCGGAGCGGAAGACCUGGAUGAGAUCAGCUGCGCCGGCCCUACAAACUGCUGGAGCUUGUCGGAGUAUCCCAACGCCGCGUACAAGCAGCCGGAGAACGAGGACGAGGAGUGCUCCUGUGACGAGGACCAGAACCCCCGCACUCUAGUCAAGAUGCAAACGUUCCAGCUGCACCCGUCCGAUUUUGGACUCAAGGCCUACCCGCUGACGGAGGUCUUCGGGAAGAAGAUGCCCAAGGACAACGCCCAGAAACUCAUGAGCAUCCUGCGUAACGAACUGCCCCGUGACGACCCCAUCCUCAGCUUCGUGCUCCAGAACGUGGCCGCCCUACUGGUCACUUCCGGGAUCUGCGAGGCGGACACCAGCAACAUGGGCCCCGGGGAUGACGGUCAGGUGAUCACCGAGCGUGGGCCCGGCGGCGGACGCUGGAAGGAAGGUGUGCGCCGGGCGCGCUGGUGCAUUGAGAGCGGCGCCGCUCUCAAGAGCUUCGAGCACUUCAUUGAAGUGACAAACAAGCUCUGA